AUGCUGUCACGAGCUCGUCUGCAUCCGCACCAUAGCCCCAAUGCCUAUAUACCGAGUCCUGAGCAACUGUCGAGUCAACACCGUCUGCCCCCGGCUCUUAAACAGCACGACAGUCACGAUGCCAACGAUGAAUAUGGAAAUCUUCAGGCAGGCAGGAAAAGGCGUGAGUCGGAGAUGGAUCCUACGAACGAUUCUGGCGAUGGCGGGAACGUCAAACGUCGAAUAAGUCGAGCCUGCGAUCAAUGUAACCAGUUGCGGACGAAAUGCGAUGGCAAGAACCCUUGUGCACACUGCAGCGAGAUUGGAUUGCUGUGUGAGUAUGCCCGCGCACACAAGAAGCGAGGCAGAGCACCGAAAAGGGUCCAAGAAGGCCAACCAGAAGAGCACAACUUGAGCAGUAAGGCUGCGGCAAUGGACAACCAGACGUCCUCAGCACCUGCAAGGAAAUGUUCUAACACAUCAUAUAUGAGCACAUACAGUAAUCGAGAACAAACUCUUCCCACAAACCCAACUCUUACUGGUGCAACAUUCGGAAUAGGUCCUCAUGCAACGUACUAUGAUGGCUACAAUGCCAACAAUGCCUUGGCCAUGAACGAUACUGCUGCAAUGGUUUCAAUUGCUCAACAAAAUUUUGCCAAUACUACCUCGUACCCAGCAAAUGGCUUGGACAGUAUGCAACAAGAUUUUGGCUUCCCACUUGGUGAUGAUUAUUCCGUGGCGUUUAUGGGCAAGGCUCCUAUGGUAGAAUCGCCAGACUGGAUGGCUCUUACUACACCAGCUUAUAUGCAAGGGUCACCUUUCAUAGCUGCACAACCACGUUUUGUAGAGAACCUGCGUUACCCCGUCCUGCGGCCCCUAUCAUUACAUAUCGAACCAAUCAUGCCACAGGCGUCAGCAUGUGAUUUGCUAGAGCAUUAUUUUGCAAGUUCGACAUCUACGUUCCUGCGUCCCUCGAAUCCUUACGUGCUUGGACACAUAUUCAGGAAAGACUCCAUACUCCACGCGACUGAUCCGCGCCCCUGCACCCCAGCUUUACUAGCAAGUAUGUUGUGGAUAUCGGCGCAGGUCAGCGACGCCGCAUUCUUGACGUCUCAGGUUGAUGCGCGAGGAAAGGUCUGCCAGAAACUGCUAGAACUGACCAUCAACAUGCUGAACCCUUUGAUCCAUGAUUCUUCGGGUAUAGUAAUCGGAACUGCUGGAUACAAUACAGGGACACAAACAGAUGCAGGUCUAGCAAGUCUUGUGGUCUCCACAGAUCACAAUGGGAACAACCAGGCACGCCGAGGGCAAAUCGACAACUUGGCCACAUAUAUCCAUCUUGCAACGGUCGUAUCUGCUAGUGAAAGAAAAGCAGCCAGUUUGCGCUGGUGGAAUGCAGCAUGGUCAUUGGCUAGGGAACUAAGACUUGGACGCGAACUCCCAGAAGAAACACUUGACGACCAAUCGACAUCUGCCGCGGGGAACCACGCAGCUGGCGAAACCGAGAAUCGUAAGACCUCCUUCAGCGACAACUCUCGUCAGCCUGCUGCUCGCCUGGCACACGUCACUGAGGAGGAGCGGGAAGAACGACGUCGAGCUUGGUGGCUGCUGUACAUGCAAGACAGGCAUUUGGCGUUAUGUUACAACCGCCCCACGUCCUUUCUCAACAAGGAGUGUGAGGAUCUCCUGCAGCCACUGGAUGAUGAUGUCUGGCAGUCAGGACGUUUUGAAACUGUACAUUCAAAGAAUCGCAAACGUGGUCUCAACAUCGAGUGCACUUCACACAGUGUCUUUGGCUAUUUCUUACCUUUGAUGGUCAUUCUAGGGGAGAUCUUGGACCUUAAUCACGCUCGUAACCGUCCUCGCUUUGGUCCUAAGGCGCGACAGCCACGAAAUUGGGACGAUCGUGUUGAUGAGAUAACUCAACAACUAGAAAUCUAUGGUCAAAGUCUACAGGCUUUUGAGAGAUCACACAACCAGGAAUUAGAGCACAAUUUAAGCGAUACCGUAACACCGUGUGUGGCUUCAUGUGGUACGGAGCAGGACUCUGCCGAGCUCAGCCUGCAGACGAAAACCGUCGUGUCGUAUGGCACGCACAUCCUAAACGUUCUGCACAUUCUACUGACGGGUCGAUGUGACCCCAUCGCUCUUCUGGAUGACAUGAUGUGGCUUUCGUCACAGUCUUUUGUGAACGCAACUGGAAAUGCAGUGAAAGCAGCUGAAGCAGUUGCUGACAUUAUUGAACACGACCCUGAUUUAAGCUUCAUGCCGUUCUUCUUCGGCAUUUAUCUCUUGCAAGGAAGCUUCUUGCUUCUGCUCUUUGCAGAAAAGCUACAAGGUGAUGUUAGCGCCGAUGUUGUCAAGGCCUGUGAAACAAUUGUGCGUGCCCACGAGGCUUCAAUUGCAACGCUGUCGACACAAUAUCAAUUAAACUUCAGAAAGGUAAUGCGAUCAGCCUUGCAGCAGGUUCGUGGUCGAAUACGAGAAGAUGCUACAGAGCAACAACAAAAGUGGCGUCGAGAGAUCCUCAAAUUGUACAGAUGGACAGGAGAUGGCACCGGUCUUGCCUUGUGA
This is a messenger RNA of Lithohypha guttulata, 2553 nucleotides long. RefSeq lists its product as uncharacterized. Gene Ontology annotation, biological process: DNA-templated transcription; regulation of DNA-templated transcription. The coding region runs from base 1 to 2553 and encodes 850 amino acids. The record is from RefSeq and is a predicted model, not a curated record. The transcript has a single exon. Lineage: Eukaryota; Fungi; Ascomycota; Eurotiomycetes; Chaetothyriales; Trichomeriaceae. Gene Ontology annotation, molecular function: DNA binding; zinc ion binding; DNA-binding transcription factor activity, RNA polymerase II-specific.